AAAAAAGUAUUAUGUCAAAAUGACAAACCAUGUCAGAUCAAACAAAAUGAAAAAAUAAUUUAUAAAAAUAUACAAAAAAAAAUCAAAAAAUGAUUCUUAAACCGUUAUUGACAUUUAGUGCUAUCCGCCCACCAUACUACACACCAGUGAAGACUACAAGAAGCUUGCGACCGACCAUCAAGAUAGGCAAAGAUAGGUUUCAACUGACAUUGAACGUACGACAGUUUAACAAGGACGAACUGAAAGUCAAGGCUCACCCAGAAUACGUCACGAUCGAAGGGAAACAAGAAAAGAAUACAGCUCAAGGAUACCUUUUGAGGCAAUUCGUGAGAAAAUUCAAGUUACCCGAUGGUUGUGAACCUUCCAAAAUUGAGUCGAGACUUUCCACUGAUGGUGUGCUUACUAUAGUUGCUCCAAGAGCUAGCCAUGAAGCUUCGCUACCUCUAGAACCUGUGUCUGUGCCUAUUAAUUAUGGAAAAGAUGAUAGGAAGCAGAUACAAGUGGAAGCGAAGCCUGAUGAGAGAGUAGGGCCCGGGGCGCCUUACUGUAGCGCCUUCCCAAAAGUCAAGGCUAGACCGAAAUAAAGAAUCGUUUUUAUGA
Molecule: messenger RNA, 600 nt
Organism: Trichoplusia ni (cabbage looper)
Lineage: Eukaryota; Metazoa; Arthropoda; Insecta; Lepidoptera; Noctuidae
Product: protein lethal(2)essential for life-like
Exons: 1
Coding region: 90-584 (164 amino acids)
Biological process (GO): protein refolding; response to heat
Molecular function (GO): protein folding chaperone
Source: RefSeq, a predicted model, not a curated record